AAGGGAGACGUGAUGCCUUUUCCUUUCCAGUCCUCCGCUUGCUUAGCGCGAGCCGCGAUGGAGAGACUGAGAAGUGAGAAGUGAGAAGUGAGAAGUGAGAAGUGGGUGGAAAUUAGUAAAAUCAACGACUGAGCUCACACCAACUCACGAAUCAACAUGUUCAUGACGAUCACUGCUCGCAAAACUCUUAAUUGUGUGCGGAAUUUAAUGGGGUUUAGUGUAACCAUGGUUGGGUUUUGAGUUUUGACGGUCUCUAAUAUCUGAUCCAUUUCCACAUUCAAAAGCCUAUAAAUACUCCCUUCCUCCGCGGACUUCACACGCCAUUAAGCAACACAAACGAGGAGACUUCGCUCAGUAGCUUCCUCUGGUCGACGGUCUUCGAGCCUUUGAGAACGCCUCUUGAGAAAAUUAGACCAGACUUCUGUCUUCUCCUUGGUAUUGGCAUCCAUGACUCCUUCCACAGUUGCCUCUCCGGCUAUACUUGAUUUAUUCUGCGCUGACGAGGAGGUUUUUUUAGCAAUAAGGAAAAUAUCGAGUGGAUGCCCUUUGCCGCAAAAUGUUUAUGGAGGAGAUAUAGAUCCCUACCGGAUUAAACCCUCAAAUUUACCUGGUGACAUUUGGUAUUACGUAAAGUGCAAUGGGAGUACCAUUGGUCACUGGAAGCGGAAAGGCGAGGAUCGUAAAGUGUAUUUGAACUCUCCCUUCACUGGAUGGGUAACCACUUAUGAAUUUUCUGAAGAUCAAGCAGCUCAUGAGCAUAAAAUGGUCUGGGUUAUGGAAAAGUACUGGAUGAGUGGGACGGACCUGUGUGAAAACAGCAAGCAAAAGGAAACUAGCUCGCUUUGCAAAGUCUUUCUUGUAUAUGAACAAGUUCAAAACCAUGAAAAGAUUCAGAUAAGCGACUCCGAUAUUACUUCGAAGUCGGAAGCCAUCAACCCAAAUCAUCAGCUGGUUGUCCCAGAUGCUUCGAAUAAUAUGACAAAUAAUGGGUCCACAAGCAAGUCUAAGGUAAUAAGUGGAGAUGACAAGAUGGUAGAAUUGCCAGUUGCAGGGAAACCCUUGGAUUAUCAUUCAGAAGAGAUGGAUUAUCUUUCUCGAGGCGACUUCUUGGAAUUGAUUGAUUUGGAUGACCCAGCAUCGCCAUCAUCAAGUUCUGAUAGUUCUAGUUGCUUGACCAUGUCAUCAGAUGAAAUGUUUGACGCAAUGGCUCUACUACAAGACCUAGAAUGUGACAUUAACCCUGAAACGAUACAAAGAGACGCGGCCUGCAUCGGAUCCUCUGUACCCUCCAAACUAAAGAAGGAGGUGGUGCAUCGACGGCCUUCAGAAUCCUUUGUGAUCGUUAAGAGAAGCGAAUCACCGGCUGAAGAGAAUCCCAAAACCAAUUCCACCGUGGUCGUUUCAAGCCCUCCAAUUGAGGGCUUAAAAGAACCAGACAUGAAACAACUCCGAAGCCAAAGUGAGAAAGCAGGCUAUGGAUUGGAAGGUGCAUCAUCAUCAUCAAGUUCCCUCAGCAAGACGGUGUCAAAUGGUCAAGAAACAGCCAUGGAUGGAGGGAAGAAGACCAGCGUUGGCCGAGUGAAGAAGAAGAAGACUUCGAAAAAGUAUCUUUGCUUCUUUCCAUUUUAGAUCUUCUUGAUCUUCUUCUCACACGUAUAGCAGAGAGCAGUGAAAGUAAGUUAAAUAAUGGCAUUAGAGUAACAUUGGGUUUUUAGCAAAUUGUACUGAAUCAUUAAAGUCUUAGAAAACAUACCAUAAAUUUGUCUUGUGUGAUUAAAUGUAGUUUUUUCAUUUAUAAUGUGUAACGUUAGGAGUUAGGAACAGGGUUUUUGUAGAGAUUAUGGUGUCUUGUAGUUGUAGGUGAUAUGACUUCUUUCUUAGAAGACAUAACAUUUGGAAGUGUUUCACAAGGCUUCAUUCAUAACUUAUUCAAAUCCAUGUAAUGUAAUGAAAUCUUAUAGGCCUGGUUACCUUUGUUAAUAAAUUCAUGUUGUUUGUCAA
Messenger RNA from Momordica charantia (bitter melon), 2001 nucleotides. RefSeq lists its product as uncharacterized. Gene Ontology annotation, molecular function: DNA binding. Gene Ontology annotation, biological process: regulation of DNA-templated transcription. The record is from RefSeq and is a predicted model, not a curated record. NCBI's taxonomy places the organism in Eukaryota, Viridiplantae, Streptophyta, Magnoliopsida, Cucurbitales, Cucurbitaceae.